AUGGCAAAGAAAAAUAAUCACCGAGUUUGUAGAACCUUUCAGAGAACUCAGGGGAUAGUUAUCCCGGACACGAGCAAGCUGGUCACUCGGCCUCAUUUUCGCCCGCUCUCCAUAAUCACAUGCUGGGACGCGUCCGUCCGCAGUCAAACGGGCCUGAUAUCAUCCAGCAACAACAACAAGGCAAUAGAGUCGAGAAUGCAAAUGAUACCGAUGUCGCUCCAAUGUUGUCCUAACAAAGAAGCAAUUUCGGGGUUGUCGACAUCUUUGGGGCAACUGUUCCGAGUCGGUACCUUGGCAUGCACUAACUGGACGACGGAGGAGCCGACGACACCGUGUUGUUUUAUACAGCCGGACCAUAUCUUUACGCAAAAUGAUGACCGUGUUCCCGUGCGCCAAGUGCCAGCAGGUAGCGGACAAGAUGAACCACAUGGGCAUUGCAAGAAUUCUCUCAUGGUAGUGGAAAAGAUUAAGAAUGAAUCCGACGCCCGCCGUAUUGCAGAAUCUAUUUGGUAUACACUCAUAAAAAAAGAAUCGGAUGUUACUGAUUAUUUAGAGUGUAUUAAAAAGUUUGGUUUCGAUCACAUAAUCAUCAUCGGGGAACAUGAAAAUGGAUUGCUUUUUCUUGACUGUUAUGGUCGAGUAUUUUAUUGGGAUUAUAUGUCUGCUCUGUUACGACCACUUGGGAAGAAUUUGAAUGAAUGUGACGACAUUAUCCCGCUGGUGUGGGGUUCUGAGUCCGAUGGAACUGUUACUGAAUUUUAUUAUCCUGAAUAG
This is a messenger RNA of Paraglomus brasilianum, 774 nucleotides long. The record is from the annotation of a GenBank genome assembly. NCBI's taxonomy places the organism in Eukaryota, Fungi, Glomeromycota, Glomeromycetes, Paraglomerales, Paraglomeraceae.